AUGCUUUCCAGAACAGGAACAGCACUACGGGGAAUGCCCGUGGCUGCGACGCGGCUUGGAAUGCGCUUCUACGCGCAGUUGCCCUUGCGCGUGCCGGUCAAAAUGCCUAACGGCAUCGAGUAUGAGCAGCCAACCGGGUUGUUCAUCAACAACAAGUUCGUCCGCGCCAAGCAAGGCAAGACUUUCGAGGUCGUCAGCCCUGCUACGGAAGAAGAGAUCACACACGUCUACGAAGCGCGCGAAGACGACGUAGAAGACGCAAUCGCGGCUGCAGACCAGGCUUUCAAGAGCGGUGUGUGGUCCGACGCCGACCCUCUGGUACGCGCAAAGGCUCUUAACAAGCUCGCAGAAUUGAUCGAGGAAGACCUAGAAACAAUUGCAUCCAUCGAGACUCUUGACAACGGAAAGGCUAUCUCUAGUGCACGUGGCGACGUUCAGCUAGUCGCCAACUACUUGCGUUCGUGCGCUGGCUGGUGUGACAAAAUUGAUGGCCGGCUCAUUAACACAGGCUCAACCCACUUCUCGUACACCAUCAGACAGCCUCUAGGUGUAUGUGGACAAAUUAUCCCUUGGAACUUUCCUCUAUUGAUGUGGGCCUGGAAGGUCGGCCCUGCCUUGGCCACCGGUAACACCGUCGUUCUGAAGACUGCUGAAUCUACCCCCUUGUCCGCCCUUUAUGUCUCCCAAUUUGUGCCUAAAGCCGGCAUUCCUGCCGGCGUUGUUAACAUUAUCUCCGGGUUCGGUAAGAUCAUCGGUGAGGCACUAACUACGCACCCUAAGAUCAAGAAAAUUGCAUUUACUGGUUCAACUGCUACUGGACGCCACAUCUAUCAAAAUGCUGGUGCCAACCUAAAGAAGGUGACUCUGGAACUAGGUGGUAAGUCUCCUAACAUUGUGUUUGCUGACGCAGACCUGAAGGCGACCGUUCAGAACAUUAUCUUGGGUAUCUACUACAACAGUGGUGAGGUUUGCUGCGCAGGCUCCAGAGUAUAUGUUGAAGAAUCCGUGUACGAUCAAUUUUUGGAGGAACUAAAGGCUGCCACUGAGAACGUCAAAGUCGGCGACCCAUUCGACGAUGCAACCUUCCAAGGUGCACAGACAUCUCAGAUGCAGCUUUCCAAGAUCUUGAAGUAUGUCGAGAUUGGAAGAGAUGAGGGUGCCACCUUGGUUACUGGUGGCGAAAGACUAGGAAACAAGGGUUUCUUUGUGAAGCCAACCAUUUUCGGUGAUGUUACCGAAGACAUGAGAAUUGUCAAGGAAGAGAUUUUCGGCCCUGUUGUCACCAUCACAAAGUUCAAGACCGUCGAGGAGGUGAUUGAGAAGGCUAACGACUCUGAGUAUGGUUUGGCUGCUGGCGUUCACACUAAAGACAUCAACAAAGCUAUUGAGGUCUCCAACAGAGUCAACUCCGGUACGGUUUGGAUCAACACUUUCAACGACUUCCACCACGCUGUUCCAUUCGGUGGCUUCAAUGCCUCGGGUAUCGGCAGAGAAAUGGGAAUUGAAGCGCUGGAAAACUACACUCAGGUCAAGGCUGUUCGCGCAAAGCUGACACUCUCUGGGAAGUAG
Messenger RNA from Lachancea thermotolerans CBS 6340, 1569 nucleotides. It is a transcript of the gene ALD4, whose product is annotated as aldehyde dehydrogenase (NADP(+)) ALD4. NCBI's taxonomy places the organism in Eukaryota, Fungi, Ascomycota, Saccharomycetes, Saccharomycetales, Saccharomycetaceae. The record is from RefSeq and is a predicted model, not a curated record. The transcript has a single exon. Gene Ontology annotation, molecular function: aldehyde dehydrogenase (NAD+) activity. Bases 1 to 1569 code for a protein of 522 amino acids.